Molecule: messenger RNA, 2485 nt
Organism: Chelonus insularis
Lineage: Eukaryota; Metazoa; Arthropoda; Insecta; Hymenoptera; Braconidae
Gene: Mad
Product: max dimerization protein 1-like
Exons: 8
Coding region: 923-1690 (255 amino acids)
Biological process (GO): regulation of transcription by RNA polymerase II
Molecular function (GO): RNA polymerase II cis-regulatory region sequence-specific DNA binding; DNA-binding transcription factor activity, RNA polymerase II-specific; protein dimerization activity
Source: RefSeq, a predicted model, not a curated record
UUCAGUUCAAGUAGAGAGAAAAAGCUUCGAGUACAUUCGAAUGCUUCCACGAUUUCAAGUUACAAUCGGAUCGGUGACAGUCACGCGCGUAUGACGCGAGUGACCUCGGCCAUUCGAUUCCAUUCUCUCUUUUAGAGUCGAUCAUUUUUUAUCAUCUGUAGAAAUAUGCUCUUUCGAGAAAUGAGUUUAUUUUUGCUUGAGAUAUAAAAAACUAUGGUUUCGUGUACAUUACAAGUUUGUUUAUAUAAAGGCGAUUAUUACGCGCGGGAACGGCGUCUAUAGAUCGCGCGCACAACGCUGCUUUUGACAUGUCUUUAAAACUUGAUGGUUGUCAAACACAAAGCCCAUGUGUCACGGUACUCGUGGUCGGUGAACGUACUAAAAGGAAGAGGAGAACUUGGAAGGAGAAGCUAGGAAAACAAAGACUUGAAAAAACAUUGGAGAAGUGUAAUUUCAUCAAAGAUUUUUAAUUGUGAUUGGUCGUGAGAGUGAUAUCAUCGGUGCUGUGACAAUCUUCAGUCAUAAAAAACAACUUUCUAAGAUACUUGGCAGUUUUGAAGUUAUUGCUCUACGUGUCAUAAAGGCCUGCUUCUGUCACACUUCCAUUAACGGUUCGGUGGUAACGUCACGCAAACACGGGGACGCACUUACAUCGGCCUGUCCCGUCAGCUCUGACACGAUAAUUCACGCAACUGCUGCGUGUGUAAAGUCUUAUUGUGGAGUUUAAAAUCAGUGUGCAUGUGUUUGUGUGAAGGGGGAACAAAGUCACAGUGUCAUAAGUAAAGUGCCGGCCGGCCGGCGCGAACGAUUGAGAUCUGACGAAACGCGGGGCGGGCCGGCGGAAAGGCUCCAUAUAAUAUUGCAGUAAUAAACUUCAUUAACAAGUCAAAAAAAUAUCAGCAACAUCAAACAAGUUGAAAAUAUGAGCAUUGCUGCACUGUUGCAGGCCGCUGAGUACAUUGAACGACGAGAAAGAGAAGCUGAACAUGGAUAUGCUUCGACUAUGCCCAUACCUGAUGAUCUACGGACACUCUCCAAAAGGACAAAGACGAAAAAAUCCCAGGGUAGUAGGACUACCCACAAUGAACUGGAAAAAAAUCGACGAGCACACCUCAGGAAUUGUCUUGAGAAACUGAAAGUUUUAGUGCCUUUAGGACCUGAAACGUCUAGGCAUACAACGCUUGGUUUAUUGACCAAAGCUAAACGCUUCAUAAAGAACUUAGAAGAACGGGAAAGAAAACAUACGGCGCACAAAGAGCAAUUAUCGCGAGAACAUCGGUACCUAAGAAGACGAUAUGAGCAAUUAACGGGUCAAUCAAGUAUCCAUGGAUUACGUGGUCUUCAAAGUUUUGAUAAUAGCAUUCAUGGGUUGAGCACGAGUGCGCCAACAAAUUCUUCCUGCAAUUCAGCGGCUGUUGCUGUAGCCACUGCUUUAAUGUCCAAGAGACGAAGUGUUUCUGAAUGUUCCGUAACUACCGUCUCUUCUACUGGUUCUGCUGGCAGUUCUGGCAACUCCGAAAGAUCCACGGGUAGUCCAUCUGUCUCAGAAUCUGACGAAGUGGACGUGAUUGGCUACACUAGCAAUCAGUCAGAUACUGAUGAUCACAGCAGCGUACAAAGUAGUAGCGAUAGUGGCGUUGCAAUGUCUACGUCACGACUGACUCUUUCUGAAAUGAUGGAUAAUCUUUAGAUAAAAUUAGAAUUUAUGAAGGACGGAACAUGAAAAAGGAGCAUUCCGAAACUAUGAUGAUAAUCAUGAUGAUAAUAAUGUGCCGAAGACCUAGCAAUUAAUUGGUUUAUUAACGUUUUAUGAUUAGACUUAUUGAAGAAAAAAUCACGGGGUGCAAAAAGUAAUAUAUCUGCGGAUUUAUUAAUUUUUCCACUGUUUAUUCAUCAGAAAACUUUCUACAUGAGCUAUCAAAAUCGUACUAAUUCAUGACGUACUAUGUACAAAGAUAAGGGAUUUUUUUUUUUUUUCAAAACUGUUAUUGAGUCAUGAAUGGUUAAAAAAUGAUUCAAAUUAUUUAUUGGUUCUACAAACGUUUUGGUUGUAUAUUAUUUAAUAUUUCAGUAAAAUUAUUGUAUAUACACUUUUAAAAGCGUUGAUAUACAUAGUGAUUAUUGCUUGUAACAAAAAAUAAAUUAAAAGCGCUAGAAGAGGAAUACAACCAGACGAAACGUUGUCGAGGGAUCGAAUAUUAAAUUGCAAAAUAAGUAGAGCAAAUUGAUUAAAAUAAGCAUGAGAAUAUUUUAAUUUGAAAAAAAAAGGAAAAAAAAAAACAAAAACUAAAAAGAAAAAAAUUAACCCAGAUUCAGUAAUAUUUUUUCUUUAUCUUAUAUCAACAGUGCUUGGCACUUUUUAAUUUAGAGCGUGUAAGCUUUUUUAUUAUCAAUUAAUUUUAUGCGUGAUAAUUAUUUAUUAUUUUUCUUAGAUGUCGGUUUUACCAAAGUAUAAGCGAAAAAAAAAAGUGUAUCAACAAAUGAA